Molecule: messenger RNA, 4873 nt
Organism: Thunnus maccoyii (southern bluefin tuna)
Lineage: Eukaryota; Metazoa; Chordata; Actinopteri; Scombriformes; Scombridae
Product: golgin subfamily A member 6-like protein 7
Exons: 2
Coding region: 3386-4474 (362 amino acids)
Source: RefSeq, a predicted model, not a curated record
AAGUGCGUAACACCCACGGCUGCGACGCCCCUGCGAUCAUGAUUCUUUUUCUUGCAACAUGAUAACAAUUCUGGAGAAACACAAGAAAGACACUGAUGUACUCAGCGAGUUUUUGCUCUUGACUCCUUGUUUUUCUGAAACUCAUCAAUUGUUACACUCUAGACAAACUAUGCACCAGAGAUGACUCACGCUUUCUCUGUAAAAACAUCAGAAUAAACGGCUGCUUUGUUUCAAGCAAUAAAAGCUGCUGUCUGUCUCACUAUCAUGGGUCUGCUUGUCAGACUUGUCGGGGCUGUUGCUCUUUUGUCAGUUAAUGAGCUUCUCUGUGAGAACAGAUUCAGUUUAAGACAGUGUAAACAUGAUAUGCGUUACAAGUUCAGAAUAACUGCUUUGCUUUGUUUAGUUUUAUCAAUUGAUUUCCAAGUUAAUUUUUUCAGUAAUUACUGGAGAAACCUGUUGCAUAGACAUUCAUCAUUUAUAAGCUACUUGUUUGUCAGUAUCAGUAGGAGUUCUCGUUGUGCAUGACAUUUGUGGUUCUUGAAACAGUUAUCUUUUGUUUUGUUUUGUUUUUUUGAAUAAUAGGAACAGAGUAAGAAACAGAAUAAAGGAAAUGACGACACAAACGCUUCGUAUCACAGAGCCACUACUUUAUUUUAGUUAUCCUUUUCUUUGUUGUCAUCGUAACAAAAGGUCACACACAAAAAAAAAACAAACCUAAAUUUCGUCGGGACCAUCUCUGUAUGGCGUCGCACGUGCUGAUGAGGUGCGAGCAGACCUGGAUCGUCUGAGCGUCGUUGAAGCCGUCAUCCCAGCAGAACUCUUCCGUACAGGGGAUGAGGCUGGACUCUGUCCCCGCGGUCUCCCUUUUCUUCUUCUUCUUCUUCUUUGUCUGAAAGGUCCUUUCCCUGGGUCGUGGCCACGAUGGGGGCGGUGGCGGCAGAGGCUGCAGAGGAGGCCGCGGAGGAGGCCGCAGAGGAAGCUGCGGAGAGUGCAGAUGACGCACUGGUGGUGUCGUCGGGCUCCCCGUCCACCUGCUGCUGCCUCUGCUGCUGCCACCUCAUCAUUAUCAUUUCUUCAGCCCCGUUCCUCAUCUCGUGUGUGUGUGUGUGUGUGUGUGUGACUCAUCAUCAGUUGUUUUUUUUUGGAGGUUUCCGUUGCACGAGUCAUUAUCUGCUACUGAACAUUUCCCCGCUUGAGGGGAUUUUUAUGUAUGACUCAUCUCCUCCUUCUCUUCUUCUUCUUCUGCUCUUCACUGUCCCUCUUAUUACCUUCACAUGCCCUCGUUCCUCCCCCCGUCAGCAUCGGUUCUCCGUGACCCGACGCGACGCCGCUCUUCUCCUUCCCCUCGUUCUUCUUCUUCUUCUCCUCACUGUCUCUCUUAUUACCUUCACACGCCCUCGUUCCUCCCCCCGUAAGCAUCGGGUCUCCGUGACCCGACGUCGCCACUUCUUCUCCUCUAUGUCCUCUCCAUCGCCGUUCCCCUUACGUACACGCCCCCGUUCCUCCCCGUAAGCAUCGGGUCUCCGUGACCCGACGCGAGGUCGCUCCUUUCCUUCCACUCGUUCUUCUUCUUCUUCUCCUUCUCCUCUCCCUCGCAGUUCCCCUCACAGGCACGUCCUGUUCCUCCUUGUCGGCGUCGGGUCUUUCUUCUAUGCUGUAGUGUGCUGGGGAGAAAACAGCGAGAAGAAGGACUCGGCACGACUGAACAGACUGGUGAGGGGGGCUGGCUCUGUUGUGGGCACAGAGCUGGAUCCUCCGGUCACAGUGGCGUGGAGAGGAGGACACUGGAGAAAGUGCACUCCAUCCUGAACAACGCUCAGCACAUUCAUGAGGCAGAGGAGUGUGUUCAGUGACAGACUAUUAUCCCUACCGAGCCACACAAACAGACUCGGUAAACUCUUUUGCAUACAUAAUGUACCACAGUUCAAUCUCCUUAAGGGAUCAUAUAGGUUUUUUAUUCUUUUUUUUAUUGUAUAUUUUUCUUUUUCAGUCCUUUUUUUUGUCUUGUUUUCCAGGUGUAUUUAAUGUUUAUUUUUGUCAUGCAUGUAUGCUGCUACUGGAUACUUGAAAUUUCUAAGUCUAAGUCUAAGUCUUCCUUCCCUUCGUCCUGCUUCUUUUUUCUCCUCUGCAUCCUCUCCCUCACAGUUUCCCUCACACACACACAUCGCCCUCGUUCCUCCCCCUCGUCGGCAUCUGGUCUUUCUCUCUCUGACCGACUGUCCGACCAAGCGCGAGUCAUCCGACCGGCUGCAGGUCGGACUUACUGAGCGAGCAUGAAUUGUCCGACCGAGCUCUCUCAACCCUCAACUAUGUCCCGCCCCUUGAAUAAAACAGACCAGCUCACACAUCAGCAAGCCAGAGUCAGAAGGCUCUGGGAAAGGUAGGAAAUGAAAGGAGGACUUUAUUCUUUUUACGUAUUGUCUUUACUUUUUGACUUUAUGUAUAUAUUUUUUUAUUCUUUUUUUAAAUUGUUAUUUAUUUAUUUAUUUAUUUAUUUGUUUGUUUUCUUUUUCCUUUUUUUUUUAGCGCUGGACUCCGAGGACGAGGAGUGUGAGAGGAUGUAUAGCGACUGCAACGGCAGUGAGAGGUGAGUAUGAAGAAAGAGGAGGAGAGGGGAAGAAGAGGAUGAGAGGACAGAGACCGCAUCAGGAGAACGACGCUAUUUUUAUUUUUAUUCAUUUAUUUAUUUAUUUUUGCUCUGGACUCUAAGGAUGGCUCAAAAGAACCUCUCAGCGCCGAUGUGUUUCGCUGCCGCGGUCUCUCCGAGGAGAGACCCGGCUCGCCCCACGAACCCCGCUCGGACUCCGAGGAGGAGGAGGAUGAUGAGCAGGGGUUGAGGGAUGGACAAAGCGAAAGCGGCGCUGACGGUGAGAGGAGGACUUUGAACAGGACGAUGAACAGGAACGACCUCUCUCUAAGGAUGACUAAAAAGAACCUUUCAGCGCCGAUGCAUUUCGCUGCCGCUGUCUCUCCGAGGAGAGACCCGGCGUGCCCCGCGAACCCCGCUCGGACUCCGGGGAGGAGGAGGAGGAUGAGCAGGGGAGAGGGAUGGACAACGCGAACGCGGCGCGGACGACGAGAGGAGGACGAGGAACGGGAGAACGGACGCGAACGAGGCGGCCGGUCGUCGCGAAGAACCUCUCCGCACCGUCGCGUUCACAGUGUGAAGAAUGACAGGUGAGUAUGAAGCAAGAAGAGGAGGAGGAGAGGCGACCAGCCGGCGCAAACAACCUCUCUAAUGCAAGAUGUGCCAAAAAGCUAGGUGUCGUGGAAAGGACGGGAGGAGAAAACGAGAGUGAAAAAAAAGACACGUUCUAAUAUUACCCCCUUCCCCCGCCACAUUACUCAUCUAUGCUGCCACACGGCAAGCCCACAGCAAACAACCAUGACAGUGCGACGUUUUACCACUCAAAAGCUCCUACAACAGAUUUUUUCCAGCUCGCCAUGUGAAGAAGAAGAAGGCAAAGAAAAUGAAGAUGUGACGCGAUGGAGCGCCUCGUCACGGCGAGAGCGAGGGGGCGGGAGGACGAGGGGAAGGCCAAGGAAGGAAGAGGAGAGGAGUCGAGAACAAGAGGAGAGCAUUUCGCAACGGCGAGAGCGAGAGGAUAGGAAGAUGAGACAGCUGCGACAGCAGCAGGAGAAGAGUGAUCGGGAGCAAGAGGAGAGAACAGAGGAGGAUGAGGAGGAACAGGAGGAGGAUACGAGGCGUUUCGCUGCCAAAAAGGCCCAAGGAGAGACACGGUCCUGCGAACCUCGCUCCGGCUCCGACUCCGAGGAGGAGGAAAGGACAAAGCGAAAGCAGUGCGAAGAACGAGAGGAGGAUAGGGAACAGGAGAACACGAGGCGGUCGGCAGCCGCGAACAACCUCUCUGUAAUGAGGUGUUUCGCUGCCAAAAAGACCCUAGAAGAGAGCUUGUCAGGUGAGUCUCGCUCUGAAGAGGAGGAUGUAUCAGAAGAAGAAGAAGCAGAAGGAGAAGGGGAAGAAUAUACCUCAUCAGAGCAGGAAAAUGUAACAUCAUCCUCGGGAGAAGAAGGAGAAGAAGGAGGAGGAGAAGAAUAUAACUCAUCAGAGCAGGAAAAUGUAACAUCAUCCUCAGGAGAAGAAGGAGAAGAAGGAGGAGGAGAAGAAGGAGGAGAUGAAGAAGAAAACCUUGUUGUUGCACCAGAGACGUUCCUGUCAAGAAACAGGAAAAUAACUUGGUCCUCUGCACCGUACCAAACAAUGCCCUCACAGCAGCAGCAGCAGCAGCAGCCCUGGCCGUCGGGGCCCACGGCCUAUGCGGCUUCCAACGCCCGAGAUAUUGUCUCGACAUUCUGCCUCUUCCUCACACCGGAAAUAGACAAAAUCAUCCUGGAGGAGACUAAUCGCGAGGGUCUUAGGAAAUACGGAAGAGACGGCUGGAAGCGGAUGGAUGAGAUCGACCUGCAUGCCUACAUGGGGCUGCUCAUCCUAGCCGGCGUGUACAGAUCCUGAGGCGAGGCCACUGCCAGCCUGUGGGACGCAGAUAGCGGACGUGCGAUUUUCCGUGCCACGAUGUCGCUCAAAGUCUUUCACGUUUACUCGAAGUUGGUGCGGUUCGAUGACCGCGACACAAGAGCGGAGAGACAUGCCUCGGACAAACUGGCGGCUGUGAGAAAGGUCUGGGACGCGUGGGUCGAGCGGCUACCGACCCUCUACAACCCUAGGCCUCACAUCACGGUGGAUGAGCAACUGGUCCCGUUCAGAGGCCGUUGCGUCUGUUCAACAGUAUAUGCUGAACAAGCCUGCCAGGUAUGGGAUCAAGGCGUGGGUACAGGAUGCAUAUGUUUGGAUGAAUGUCUGAGCUGUUUUCAGGUACUGCACAGUAAAUUUCGUUGUAAGACUAUGUGCAAU